This is a messenger RNA of Corythoichthys intestinalis (scribbled pipefish), 1548 nucleotides long. RefSeq names its product chemokine (C-C motif) receptor 6b (gene ccr6b). The transcript has 2 exons. The record is from RefSeq and is a predicted model, not a curated record. NCBI's taxonomy places the organism in Eukaryota, Metazoa, Chordata, Actinopteri, Syngnathiformes, Syngnathidae. Gene Ontology annotation, molecular function: C-C chemokine binding; C-C chemokine receptor activity. Gene Ontology annotation, biological process: immune response; G protein-coupled receptor signaling pathway; calcium-mediated signaling. The coding region runs from base 198 to 1286 and encodes 362 amino acids. Gene Ontology annotation, cellular component: membrane; external side of plasma membrane.
UGUUGAGCAAGGAAGUGGUUCACUUCAAUCUGUCAGAAUAUUGCCCCGCUUUGGUUUUCUUCCUUUUUUUUGACAUAAACUUUGUUGCCCAGAUCUGUGCCUUAAGCAGCUGAGACAUUUGGAUAAUUCUGAUCCCUCUUGCCAACACUGAUCCUGCAAACCUCACUGUGUGGAACCAUCGUUCGAAGGAAAAAAAUAUGACUACAUUGGCUCCAGAUUAUUAUAAUCUUGGCCCUGAGGAUGAUGCUGAUAUCGAGCUGUGCAACCUGGAUGUAAACCCUUUUGAAGUCAUCAUCCAAACCUACAUGCACUCCCUCAUCUGUGCCUUCGGUUUGGUCGGUAACAUCCUCGUGGUGGCCACUUACAUCUUCUACAAGAGAACUAAGACAAUGACGGACGUCUACCUUAUCAACGUAGCGGUGGCUGACCUGACCUUUGUGUUGGCUCUGCCUUUUAUCAUAUAUAAUGAGCAGCACAGCUGGCCUAUGGGCACUGUUGUUUGCAAAGUGCUAAGGUCAGCCUACAGCAUCAACCUAUACAGCGGUAUGCUCCUCCUGGCGUGCAUCAGUGGUGAUCGAUACAUCGCCAUCGUCCAGGCCAGACGCUCUUUUGGGGCCCGCUCCAGUGCCCUCAUCUACAGCCGCAUCAUCUGCACUGCUGUGUGGGGUUGUGCAACUGCUUUAACACUGCCCACGCUUAUAUACACAGACCGCUACGAAGAGGCAAGUCUGGAUUCGGUGACCAUUCAUGUAAUGUGUGAACUGGUUUUCAGCAAAGACGAGACGGCAAAGUUAAUCAAAAAACUGGUUCCCUGCCUACAAAUGGCUAUUGGUUUCCUGCUGCCCCUUGCGGUGAUGCUGCUGUGCUAUUCCCGCAUCAUGUGUACGUUAAUUCGAGCGCAGAGUAGUCAGAGGCACAAGGCUAUCCGUGUGGUCUUGGCUGUGAUGGUGGUCUUCAUUGGGUGCCACCUCCCCUACAACGUGACUCUGCUCAACCAGACGCUUGCUCUGUUUAAGCAGAGAGGUUGUCAGGGAGAAAGAUUCACUCUCAAAGUUCUGGCUAUUACUAAAAGCAUUGCCUAUCUACACUGCUGUCUCAACCCCAUCCUCUAUGCGUUCAUUGGGUCCAAAUUUAGGAGCCACUUCAGGCAAAUAGUCAUUGAUCUGUGGUGCUUCAGUAGGAAGUAUAUCUAUCCGGCCCGCUCUUCACGUGGCACGUCGGAUGUCUGCAUCUCAGGCUUGAAGUCUUCAAAUGGCUCCAACAAUAACUCCUCAUUUAGUGCGUAAUAUCUCAAUGAACAAAAUGCUAGAAACUUUGUUAUGGUCUAGCUUUAGCAUCUUUAUGUGGCAGUGAAGGCAACACAGUAGUUUGAUACAAACAAGUUUUACACAAAGAGGCAAUUAAUGAUAUAAAUUUAAAAAUCUCAACAUGUUUGUUUACAGUGUAAAAUUUGGAUUUGUUGCCUAUACCUAUAUUUACUGUACUUUUUAAACCUCAUUCUGUUUCUGUAAAUAUAACUUAAACCUGUUUUGGAUUAAUGUACCUUCA